Messenger RNA from Eriocheir sinensis (Chinese mitten crab), 2361 nucleotides. Its product is annotated as trichohyalin-like. Lineage: Eukaryota; Metazoa; Arthropoda; Malacostraca; Decapoda; Varunidae. The transcript has a single exon. The coding region runs from base 34 to 1923 and encodes 629 amino acids. The record is from RefSeq and is a predicted model, not a curated record.
CGUGUGCUAAUUUGUAAAUCAAAGCAUUCACCAAUGAUAGGGGAAGAGGAGGACCAAGGCUCUCGCGGGGAAAAGAGGGCGCCUUCGUGGGACUCGAUGUCGCCGACGGAAAAGGCGUUGUGGCUCAUCGAGGAGCGGCUGCGGCAGCAACACCUUCUGCUGCACGGACUAGACCAGCAGCAGGAGCGACCACAGCAGGAGCACGACCAUCAGAGGUUGGAGAAGCGGCUCCAAGAGGAAGAAGAACAGAAAAGGCUGGAAAAGAAGCAGAAACAAAAGAGAUUGGAAAAGUCGAGGUCCCACGAAGAAGAAAAACAGUCGCGGGUGGAAAAGAAGCAGAGAAAGCCAGAAAAGUUGAUGUCCCAAGAGGAAGAGGAGCAGCCGUGGUUGGAAAAGAAGCAGAAGGAGAAAAGAUUGGAAAAGUUGAUGUCACAAGAGGAGGAAGAAAAGAAGCGGCUGGAGAAGAGGCAGGAGAAAAGAUUGGAAAAGUUGAUGUCCCAAGAGGAAGAGAAACAGAAAAGGCUGAAAAAACAGAAACAGAAGAGAUCGGAAAAGUUGAUGUCACAUGAGGAAGAGGAACAGCAGAAGCUGGAAAAGAAGCAGAAGGAAAAGGAAUUGGAAAAGUUGAUGUCACAUGAGGAAGAGGAACAGAAGAGGCUGGAAAAGAAGCAGAAGGAAAAGGGAUUGGAAAAGUCAAUGUCCCAAGAGGAAGAGGAACAGCAGAGGCUGGAAAAGAAGCAGAAGGAAAAGGGAUUGGAAAAGUCAAUGUCCCAAGAGGAAGAGGAACAGCAGAGGCUGGAAAAGAAGCAGAAACAGAAGCGAUUGGAUAAGUUGUUAUCUGAAGAGGAAGGAGAGAGAAGGCUGGAAAAGAAGCGGAGACAGAAGAGACUGGAAAAGAAGGGUUCUCAAGAGGAAGAGGAACAGGAGCGUCUGGAAAAGAAGCAGAAGGAGACAAGACUGGAAGAGUUUAUGUCCCAAGAGGAAGAAGAACAGCAGAGACUGGAAAAGAAGCAGAAGAAAACAUUGGAAAAGUCGAUUUCUCAAGAGGAAGAAGAACAACAGAGGCUGGAAAAGAAGCAGGAGAAAAGGUCGGAAAAUUUAAUGUCUCAAGAGGAAGAAGAACAGCAGAAACUGGAAAAGAAGCAGGAGAAAAGGUCGGAAAAGUUGAUUUCUCAAGAGGAAGAAGAACAACAGAGGCUGGAAAAGAAGCAGGAGAAAAGGUCGGAAAAUUUAAUGUCUCAAGAGGAAGAGGAACAGCAGAGGCUGGCAAAGAAACAGAAACAGAAGAGCUCAGAAAAAAAGAGUUUUCAAGAAGAAGAGGAACAGCAGAAGCUGGAAAAGAAGCAGAAACCAAAGGGCUCGGAAAAGUCGAUUUCCAAAGAAGAAGAAAAACAGCAGAGACUGGAAAAGAAGCAGAAGGAGAAAGGAUUGGAAAAGACGAGUUCUCAAGAGGAAGAGGAAAAGCAGAAAUCGGAAAAGAAGCAGGAGAAAAAAUUUGAAAAAGCAAAGUCCCAAGGGAAAGAGAAAAGGCAGCGGCUGGAAAAGAAGCAAAAACAGAAAUUGGAAAAGUUGUUGAGGUCCUCGGAGAAAGAGGAACAGCAGCGGUUACAGGAGCUAAGAACGUUGCAGAAGAAGCAUGAACCGCAGAGGCUACAACAGGAGCAGAAGCAACUACAGCAGGUGGAGCAGCAGGAGCACGAGAAGGGGAAGACAGCAGCAGAUGGAUCGUUAGGGAAACUAGAAAGGGAUCUUGAGAGUUCGCCGGAGACUUUGGUGCCGCUAACGGAACCCCUGACGGAGCCGCCGCUAUACUGGGCAUACUACGUAACACUGGCGCUGCUCGUGUCGGCGAUGGUGGCUGCCAUGAUCUACAGGCAGACAGAGAUCAUCCAUCUGCCCGUGGCGCGGUGGGAGGAGGAAUGAGGCUGUUAAAGGGGCGAGGGAAAGAGUGUGAGACAACGGUGAUGGCACAAAAGGUGAGUACUUGGGUGGUGGAGAUUAAGUCCUAGGCCGAACAGGUGAAGUACACGCGUUGUCACCGAGCCUCAAACAAAAACAUCUUGACAGUAUUUUAAGCAACGUUGAAUUACACGCGUCUCGGCACGGACCCAGCUCAUCUCCACCUGUUGCCUUCGUCCACGCCACAUGUGUCUAACUUUUUGGUGAGCCACGAAUAAAAAUGUACUCUGCUUCUGUGCCUCGGCUGGCGCUUGAGGGUUGGCUGCAGGCCGCGUUGCUCAGAGGGACAUGACGGCGGGGCUGCGUAUUUCGGCGCCUCUAGACGAAAUGCAUGCUGAUAGCGAGGCCGUGAGCGCUGCCCCACGGGGUGAGCGUUUUUGUUUUAUUUUCUUCACUUAUGAC